UUUCGGGGUCGCGACCCCAGAGCACGGAGGCUCUUAGUUUGAAAAUGGCUGCCUCGGCAGUACGGGCAACCGUGGCGUUGCGAACGGGUAUUAGUCGUCCCAUUGCUUUUGUCAGGAAAAUUCCUUGGACCGCAGCGGCGAGUGAGCUGAGAGAACACUUUGCACAGUUUGGCCAUAUACGAAAGUGCACUGUACCUUUUAAUAAAGAGACUGGCUUUCAUAAAGGUAUGGGUUGGAUUCAUUUUUCUUCAGAAGAAGAACUUCAGAAUGCACUACAACAGGAAAAUCAUAUUAUUGAUGGUGUAAAGCUCCACGUUCAAGCUCAAAAACCAAAAGUUUUUCAAGGGAAUCAAACAUCUGAUGAAGAGAAAGAUUUCUGAGACUGUUAUGGCCCAUUAAAGUAAACAUAACAAAA
Molecule: messenger RNA, 415 nt
Organism: Tupaia belangeri chinensis (Chinese tree shrew)
Lineage: Eukaryota; Metazoa; Chordata; Mammalia; Scandentia; Tupaiidae
Gene: SLIRP
Product: SRA stem-loop interacting RNA binding protein
Exons: 4
Coding region: 45-380 (111 amino acids)
Molecular function (GO): RNA binding
Source: RefSeq, a predicted model, not a curated record